GAUCAUUCUGCCACAAACUGGGGGAGUGGCGUCUUCAUAAACGCUAACCUCUGCAUUCUUCUCUUCCUUAUUCUUCUUCCUUCCAUUUUCAUCUCUGAGAAAAUGAGAGAGUGCAUUUCCAUCCACAUUGGCCAGGCUGGCAUUCAGGUCGGAAAUGCUUGCUGGGAGCUCUAUUGCCUCGAGCAUGGCAUUCAGGCUGAUGGACAGAUGCCGAGCGAUAAGACGACAGGUGGAGGUGACGAUGCUUUCAACACCUUCUUCAGCGAGACUGGAGCAGGAAAGCACGUGCCUCGUGCAGUUUUUGUAGAUCUUGAGCCCACUGUCAUUGAUGAAGUUAGGACCGGCGCAUACCGCCAAUUGUUCCAUCCUGAGCAGCUUAUCAGUGGAAAGGAGGAUGCAGCAAACAACUUCGCUCGUGGCCACUACACCAUUGGGAAAGAGAUAGUUGAUCUUUGCUUGGACCGCAUCAGAAAGCUUGCGGACAACUGCACUGGUCUCCAGGGUUUUCUGGUUUUCAAUGCUGUGGGUGGUGGCACUGGUUCUGGUCUUGGUUCCCUUCUCUUGGAACGACUUUCAGUGGAUUACGGCAAGAAAUCCAAGCUGGGUUUCACUGUCUAUCCUUCUCCACAAGUUUCAACCUCUGUUGUUGAGCCUUACAACAGCGUCCUUUCCACUCAUUCCCUUUUGGAGCACACCGAUGUUGCUGUGCUUCUUGACAAUGAAGCCAUUUAUGAUAUAUGCAGGCGUUCCCUUGACAUCGAGAGACCCACAUACACUAACCUUAACCGCUUAGUUUCUCAGGUAAUAUCAUCACUGACUGCAUCUCUGAGAUUUGAUGGUGCUCUUAAUGUGGAUGUUACUGAGUUUCAGACUAACCUGGUACCAUAUCCCAGGAUUCACUUCAUGCUUUCAUCCUAUGCUCCCGUGAUUUCAGCGGAGAAAGCAUACCACGAGCAGCUUUCAGUUGCAGAGAUCACAAAUAGCGCGUUUGAGCCGUCCUCUAUGAUGGCCAAGUGCGACCCUCGACACGGUAAGUACAUGGCCUGUUGUCUGAUGUACAGAGGUGAUGUGGUCCCUAAAGAUGUUAACGCAGCUGUAGCUACUAUUAAGACCAAGCGCACAAUCCAAUUUGUUGAUUGGUGUCCCACUGGGUUCAAGUGCGGCAUCAAUUAUCAGCCUCCAACUGUUGUUCCAGGGGGAGAUCUUGCCAAGGUGCAGAGGGCAGUGUGCAUGAUCUCUAACUCCACCAGUGUUGCUGAGGUUUUCUCACGCAUUGAUCACAAAUUUGACCUUAUGUAUGCUAAAAGGGCGUUUGUACACUGGUAUGUUGGUGAGGGCAUGGAAGAGGGUGAGUUCUCCGAGGCUCGUGAAGAUCUUGCUGCCCUUGAGAAGGACUAUGAGGAGGUCGGUGCAGAGCCUGGGGAAGGCGAAGAAGGCGAGGAAGGGGAUGAGUAUUGAUUACGAAGUUUGUAUGUCAUUACUUUUUAUUUAUGGUUGUUUUCGUGAUGGUGUUCUUUUAUGUACUUUCAUUAGCUUUGCUUUCUAAGUGUUUGCAUAUAUGAUUGUUUCCAUGGGAUUGUCCAUCUGGUGGACCAGAACAACUUCAAUGAUAUGAUCCAGAACAGAACAACUUCAAUGAUAUGAUCGUGGCUCUCUUAGAAU
Vigna angularis (adzuki bean) is the source of this 1662-nucleotide messenger RNA. Its product is annotated as tubulin alpha-4 chain. Gene Ontology annotation, biological process: microtubule cytoskeleton organization; mitotic cell cycle. The transcript is spliced from 4 exons. Bases 103 to 1458 code for a protein of 451 amino acids. NCBI's taxonomy places the organism in Eukaryota, Viridiplantae, Streptophyta, Magnoliopsida, Fabales, Fabaceae. Gene Ontology annotation, cellular component: cytoplasm; microtubule. The record is from RefSeq and is a predicted model, not a curated record. Gene Ontology annotation, molecular function: structural constituent of cytoskeleton; GTP binding.